CCCGUCCUCCGCUCAGCCCUGCCUGUGGACGUCCCCGGCCGCGGGACGGUGCUGGUGGACAUCGGCUACGGCGGCACCUUCUACGCGCUCCUGAGCGCCGAGCAGCUGGGCCUGGAUGUUUGCACGGCCAAGACCAGGGAGCUCGUGGAGGCUGCGAGCGCCGUGACGGAGGCGGUGAAGAAGCAGUUCAAGCCUCGGCACCCUGAAAGCGAAGACCUGGCGUUCCUGUACGGCACCAUCCUGACGGAUGGGAAGGACGCCUUCAGCGAGGAGCCCACCACCAACAUCUGCGUGUUUGCAGAUGAGCAGGUUGACCGAAGUCCAACAGGUUCAGGAGUGACAGCCCGCAUUGCCCUGCAGUAUCACAAGGGGCUCAUCCAGCUGAAUCAGACCAGAACCUUCAGGAGCAGCACGACGAGGUCCCUGUUCACUGGGAAGGCAGUGAAGGAAACCAGGUUUGGGGACCACAAUGCUGUUGUUGUGGAGGUCUCCGGAGAAGCCUAUUACACUGGUACCGCCACCUUCACUGUCGAAGAGGAGGACCAGCUGAAAUACGGGUUUUUCUUCAAGUGAACAGUGGCAAAUUCUCA
This is a messenger RNA of Tinamus guttatus (white-throated tinamou), 590 nucleotides long. NCBI's taxonomy places the organism in Eukaryota, Metazoa, Chordata, Aves, Tinamiformes, Tinamidae. The record is from RefSeq and is a predicted model, not a curated record.